GCAGUCUUAGCUUAACGGAAUGGCUAGCUUAGUUUGCUAGCGAAUAACAUACUGGAUAAACUGACCCUACGCUAGUGCGGUCUAGCAAUAGAGUUAGCUGUGGGCUAAUUGGCCGCUCCUGGGCCAUGGUGUUCUUAAGCGGAGGUUACAGGGUUAAAAUCUAUGACAAUCAGCCGGGACAAGCAUCGAGGGCCAUUGCAGAAAUCAGGAAGCAAGUAGAGGAGCUUCAGGAAGCUCAAAUGCUUAGAGGAAAUCUCAGUGCUUCAGAGCAGUUGAGUCAGCUGAGCAGUCAUGAUGACCUUUCACAGGCACUAGAGGGAGCAUUUUUUGUGCAGGAGUGUGUUUUUGAGGAACUACAGGCCAAGCAGGCUGUUUUCCAGGCUGUGGAAAAUCACGUGGGUGAGGACACGGUCCUCAGCAGCUCCACCUCGUGUCUGAUGCCGAGCAACAUCUUCUCUCUAGUCCAGAACCCAAAACGCUGUCUCAUAUCCCACCCGGUGAACCCACCUUACUAUGUUCGUCUCGUAGAACUGGUUCCUCACCCUGCGACCUUGCCGACGGCUAUGGAGAUGGCUUUUGAAUUGAUGAAGGAAGUGGGGCAGGCCCCUGUUCGCCUCAGGAGGGAGAUCGAUGGCUUUGCACUAAAUCGAGUCCAGUAUGCCAUUAUAGCGGAGUGCUGGAGACUGGUUAAAGAUAAUGUGAUCUCAGUAAAGGAUAUCGAUCUGGUGAUGUCAGAGGGACUGGGCAUGCGCUACGCUUUCAUCGGUCCAAUUGAAACGAUGCAUCUCAAUGCACCAAAUGGUCUUGAAGACUACCUUGGACGCUAUCGGGAGGGAAUGAGAAGAGUUCUGUCGAGUUUUGGGCCUACUCCCGAGUUUGAUGGAGAGGCAGCAGCUAGAAUCAAUAAAGAGAUCUGUGAGUUUAUCCCAAGUGACCAGGAGAAUCUCUCUGCCAGAAGAGAGAGAAGGGAUCAGCUGCUGAUGAGGCUUGCUAAGCUUAAGAAGUGAAUGACUUCUACCUCUUUACUCAGUCUCCAAAAAAAAAAAAAAAAAAAAAGUUCAAGCCAACUCUCAGAGUACCAGCUAAUCCUCUGUUCUCAGGAAUACUGUUUUAACAACAGGAUGUCUCUGCUUUCUGUGCAUUUGAUUCUGAAUUGAAAACAUAACCUAUUACUAUUAAAAUUUUUAAUAUAACCCUUCUUAUCAUUAAAAAAAAUAAAAUAAACCGGAACGGGG
This is a messenger RNA of Ictalurus punctatus (channel catfish), 1235 nucleotides long. RefSeq names its product crystallin, lambda 1 (gene cryl1). Gene Ontology annotation, molecular function: NAD+ binding; L-gulonate 3-dehydrogenase activity. NCBI's taxonomy places the organism in Eukaryota, Metazoa, Chordata, Actinopteri, Siluriformes, Ictaluridae. The transcript is spliced from 8 exons. The record is from RefSeq and is a predicted model, not a curated record. Bases 126 to 1007 code for a protein of 293 amino acids. Gene Ontology annotation, biological process: fatty acid metabolic process.